AUGUCGCAUACAAUAUUGUUGAUACAAUCGACGACGAAACCGAAGUCUCGUUGUUGGAUCGAUUACGAAACUUUGGAUGAGUGUUUUCAAGAUAUACGUAAGAUGUACGAAGAUCAAGUGAAAGAGAGUGUAAAAUUGGCGAUGUUAUCAUCGGAGAUGAAUGAGGAUAUCGGUUACGAUAUCAGUGCCGUAUUGCAGUUUAUCGAUCGCUUAUCAGACCUAUCAGUUCUGGCUGCGGGAAGGUACCAUAUUGCCUGA
Anisakis simplex (herring worm) is the source of this 258-nucleotide messenger RNA. Lineage: Eukaryota; Metazoa; Nematoda; Chromadorea; Rhabditida; Anisakidae. The record is from the annotation of a GenBank genome assembly.